CUAUAAAAAAAGUCUCAUCUCUUUCUGUCUCUCUCUCUCUCAUAUAUUUCAGUCGUUCGCUGAAAAUCGAACCUGAACAAAAAAUGGCUGUUGAGCUGUGGGAGACGCUGAAGGAGGCGAUCGCGGUCUACACGGGGCUCUCUCCGGCGACCUUCUUUACGGUUCUUGCUCUGUUCUUAGCCGUGUACUACGUGAUAUCGGGGUUGUUCGGAUCAUCGGAUCAGUAUCAGAGGCCCAGGGAAGUCCAGGAGGAGUCACAGCCUCUGCCGCCUCCGGUGCAGGUCGGGGAGGUUACCGAGGAGGAGCUCAAGCAGUACGAUGGAUCUGACCCCCAAAAGCCUCUGCUCAUGGCUAUCAAGGGCCAGAUCUACGACGUGUCGCAGAGCAGGGUAUUUUAUGGACCAGGUGGACCUUAUGCACUGUUUGCUGGAAAGGAUGCUAGCAGAGCUCUUGCAAAGAUGUCUUUUGAAGAGAAAGACCUGACUGGGGAUGUAUCUGGUCUUGGUCCAUUCGAACUUGAGGCUUUGCAGGACUGGGAAUACAAGUUUAUGAGCAAGUAUGUUAAAGUUGGAACUGUCAGGCAGCCUGGUGAAGCUGCAGAAUCUACAGACCGUGAUGUUGCUAAACCUGCUGAAGAUGGUCCAUCAGAAAGUGCACCUAUUAUAACUGAGGAAGCCCCUGCUGCUGAUCAUGCUCCAAAAGAAGAGUGAUGAUGGUUGGGCAUCUCAAGCGUGAAAACUUUGGAAAUCAUUCCCAAUGGAGAAGCUGAAGAAGAGUAGGAUAGCUCUCUUAUAAGCAACACUUGUUUGAUUGAAGUUUAGUUUGUUAAAUAACGAGUUGGUGAAUGUUAAGUCUCAGGGAUUCAGAGCUGCAACUUCUAUCUGACUAUCUCCUUCCGUGUAUUUUAUUUGAUCGAGGAUUGUGGCAUAGCUCAAUUACAUGUAUGGAGUUGUCUUUUGCUUCUUUAUAUGCAAUUAUAAUUGCGACUUUUGCUCC
Molecule: messenger RNA, 996 nt
Organism: Corylus avellana
Lineage: Eukaryota; Viridiplantae; Streptophyta; Magnoliopsida; Fagales; Betulaceae
Product: membrane steroid-binding protein 2
Cellular component (GO): endomembrane system; endoplasmic reticulum; membrane
Source: RefSeq, a predicted model, not a curated record